This is a messenger RNA of Entamoeba histolytica HM-1:IMSS, 489 nucleotides long. RefSeq names its product heat shock protein70, hsp70A2, putative. Gene Ontology annotation, molecular function: heat shock protein binding; ATP binding; ATP-dependent protein folding chaperone. The coding region runs from base 1 to 489 and encodes 162 amino acids. Gene Ontology annotation, cellular component: cytoplasm. Gene Ontology annotation, biological process: protein refolding; cellular response to unfolded protein. The record is from RefSeq and is a predicted model, not a curated record. The transcript is spliced from 2 exons. Lineage: Eukaryota; Evosea; Mastigamoebida; Endamoebidae.
AUGAAUGUGAUGAGAAUUAUUAAUGAACCUACGGCAGCAGCUAUUGCAUAUGGACUUGAUAAAAAAAGUUCAGGAGAGAAGAAAGUAUUGAUAUUUGAUCUUGGAGGAGGAACAUUUGAUGUAUCAGUUCUUGCAAUUGAAGAAGGAGUGUUUGAAGUUAAAGCAACUAAUGGAGAUACACAUCUUGGAGGAGAAGAUUUUGAUAAUCGACUUGUUAAAUAUUUUAUUGGUGAAAUUGAAAGAAAAUAUAAGAAAGAUAUUAGUGGGAAUGCACGAGCUGUUAGAAGAUUAAGAACGGCAUGUGAAAGAGCAAAAAGAACAUUAUCAAGUGCAAGUGUUGCUAAUAUUGAAGUUGAUCAAUUAUAUGAAGGAAUUGAUUUUUAUACAUCUAUUACACGAGCUAGAUUUGAAGAAAUCAACAUUGAUUUAUUUAAAUCAACUAUUGGACCAGAGGAAGUACAAGAAUUCCAAAAGUCGUUGAGAUAUUAA